CAGUAUUUGAUUUUCUUCAGUCGAGUUCGGUUCAGUUUGUAAAUUAAUUAAUCAACACAGUCAUGGAGGUGUUUCUAUUAUAUGAUAUGACUAAUGUCUUCUUAGAAAGAGUUGGAAACAUAAAACUCAUCGUUUUAGUUAAACAAAAGUUAGCUGAAGCAACUGAUCCAAUGUUGCAGAAAUCAUUAAAAUCAGUUUUAUCAGUUUUCGGUCAAGAAAAAAAUGAGAAAGUUGAAAAGCAGUUAAUGCAAAUUCUUGCUUUGGGUGGUCGAAUAGACGAGCUAAAUGAAAUAAAGGAAACGCUAGAUAAAGUUGUCGAUCAGCUUGCACUUCUUGACAGAAAACUUACAGAAUCAGUUUCGAAAAUUGUCAGUGAGAUUAAGUUUCAGCCAUUAUUUAAUUACUUUGGUGAAAUUGAGUCGAGCAUCAAUGAAUUUGAAGUUCUUAUCUCGAGUUAUGGUGGGAAUAAGCCAGCAUUCAUGAAGGAGUUGGAGAAAUUUAUCGAUAAUUUCAAGGCAAAGAAUAUUGAAUACAAAAUGGUUAACUACUUAGAUUUAACACUUCCUGGAUCGGAAACAUUUAUGAAAACUUUUACUGAUAAAGCUAUUCUAAUGCGUAACGAACACUGCUGUGAUGUGAAAAGCUCGCCCAUAAAAUUUGUUCAUGAUUUUUACCUCUUGAUUGCUAUGAAGAUUUAUGAGGCAAACAAUCUGUUAGCUUUAUGUUAUACUUUGAAAGAUGAGCUGAGUGAUGCAGAUGUUCGCGAUGAGAAUCAAAGUUAUCUGAACAAUCGUAAAGUUACUGUUGGUGAUAAACUUCAAUUAUCAAUGAAAAAUUCGCUUGCACAGUUCGAAGACUCAAAAUAUUUGACUUCAUACUUGAAUCUUACAUCGCAGAUUGAUGAUAAGCCAAUUCUUGCAGUCAACUGUAACUCAAAGCGAAAGUUUUACACUGGGGAUAUAAAAGUCGAACGUCAAGGAUUCGUUGUAACUGGUUUGAGAUUUCGUGAAAUCUACGAUAUGAUCUUCAUUCAAAUUCAAGUCGGCAAACUUUUACCCAUGGGAAUGAUUGAUCAGAAAACUGUCUACUGGCAAGAACUUCCAAAACCUCUUGCUGAUGACAGCACAUCAUUUGAUAAAAUUGAGUUAUCUUGUUGUGCUUAUGAUGACUCAAUCUUAAUGGGAAUCAAAUUCACUGCAGUCGAAGAUUAUGUCGCAUUACAAUUUUACAGAAAAAGACUUCAAAGUUCUCCGGAACCUCAAGAUCUUUUAUUGAGUUUAAUUGACACAGAAUCAAAAAAGAACGAGACAAUUAAUUCAAAGUAUGGAUAUUUGGAUGAGAAGUCGGAAAUUUUCAAAACUUCCAGCGAAGACAAUAAAGUGGUCGUAAAAUUGCGAACUUUUUCAAAAACUCAAUUCUUCUCCAAAGAAGCUCGUGGACCGAAAGGACAACAUCCAUUCAUGAGACCAUUUUUCGACGGAUCUGAUAUAAGUUUCGAACCGAAAGUUCCGCUGUCUGGUGCUGGAUUAAUGCAUUACACGAAUGACGAUAAUUUCGCUGGUUUAUUUGCUCCAUUUCUUAAAACGAUGAAAUAUAAGCACAUUACGUUAUAA
This is a messenger RNA of Clunio marinus, 1613 nucleotides long. Lineage: Eukaryota; Metazoa; Arthropoda; Insecta; Diptera; Chironomidae. The record is from the annotation of a GenBank genome assembly.